Pteropus alecto (black flying fox) is the source of this 1227-nucleotide messenger RNA. RefSeq names its product syntaxin 4 (gene STX4). The transcript is spliced from 10 exons. The coding region runs from base 284 to 1165 and encodes 293 amino acids. Gene Ontology annotation, molecular function: SNARE binding; SNAP receptor activity. Lineage: Eukaryota; Metazoa; Chordata; Mammalia; Chiroptera; Pteropodidae. The record is from RefSeq and is a predicted model, not a curated record. Gene Ontology annotation, biological process: exocytosis; vesicle fusion; intracellular protein transport. Gene Ontology annotation, cellular component: endomembrane system; plasma membrane; SNARE complex.
GCUGAGGGAGCGGGAGGGGGGGAAAGAAAAGGGAAUUCUAACCUGUGGAACCCUGGGGGUCCCUGUGUUCGGAUCCUUCCCAUUGACUGCGGAUGGUGUCAGGGACAGAACCUCUGACGGCUCACGAGGGGUUUUAGGGUCCGAAGGGGGAGGGCGGAGGGGAGGGUGUGAGUGGGGUACAGGAGUUCCAGACUUAAAAUCUUUAGGCCCUGGGGGCUGAGGCGCUAGGGAGAGGGAGAUCGGGCCGCCAUGCGGGACAGGACCCAUGAGCUGAAGCAGGCGCAUGACACCUCGGAUGAUGAGGACAAGGAGCGGGUCGCACUGGUGGUACACCCGGGCACACCACGGCUGGGGAACCCGGACGAUGAGUUCUUCCAGAAGCCCUCUCAGUCACCCUUCCCAGGUCCGGACAAUUCGGCAAACUAUUGUCAAGCUGGAGAAUAAAGUCCGAGAGUUGGAGAAGCAGCAGGUCACCAUCCUGGCCACGCCCCUUCCCGAGGAGAGCAUGAAGCAGGACCUGCAGAACCUGCGCGAGGAGAUCAAACAGCUGGGGAGGGAGAUCCGCGGGCAGCUGAAGGCCAUAGAGCCCCAGAAGGAGGAAGCUGAUGAGAGUUAUUAUUCGGUCAACAUGAGAAUGAGAAAAACCCAGCAUGGGGUCCUGUCCCAGCAAUUCGUGGAGCUCAUCAACAAGUGCAACUCCAUGCAGUCUGAAUACCGGGAGAAGAAUGUGGAGCGGAUUCGGAGGCAGCUGAAGAUCACAAAUGCUGGAAUGGUGUCUGAUGAGGAGCUGGAGCAGAUGCUGGACAGCGGGCAAAGUGAGGUGUUUGUGUCCAAUAUACUGAAGGACACGCAGGUGACUCGACAGGCCCUAAAUGAGAUCUCAGCCCGGCAUAGUGAAAUCCAGCAACUUGAACGCAGUAUUCGUGAACUUCAUGAGAUCUUCACUUUUCUGGCUACUGAAGUGGAGAUGCAGGGGGAGAUGAUCAACCGAAUUGAGAAGAAUAUUCUGAGCUCAGCAGACUAUGUGGAACGUGGACAGGAACAUGUCAGGAUGGCCCUAGAGAACCAGAAGAAAGCUCGGAAGAAGAAAGUGUUGAUUGCCGUCUGUGUGUCCAUCACUGUCCUUAUUCUGGCAGUCAUUAUUUGCGUCUCCUUAUUGGCUUGAUAGCAUCACGCAUACUCGGUGAGAUAUUGUGGGCCUGCCCCCUGGCCUGCCCCUAUCCCUGG